AGGGCUUGGACCUGGUAUAAAACAUCUGGAAGUUUCCAGGGGGCUGCUUUGCAUCUGAAACUGCCAGCCUCAGAAUGUUGACAGUCGCUCUCCUAGCCCUUCUCUGUGCUUCAGCCUCUGCCAAUGCCAUUCAGGCCAGGUCUUCCUCCUAUAGUGGAGAGUAUGGAGGUGGUGGCGGAAAGCGAUUCUCUCAUUCUGGCAACCAGUUGGACGGCCCCAUCACCGCCCUCCGGGUCCGAGUCAACAACUACUACAUCGUAGGUCUCCAGGUGCGCUAUGGCAAAGUGUGGAGUGACUAUGUGGGUGGCCGCAGUGGAGACCUGGAGGAGAUCUUUCUGCACCCUGGGGAAUCAGUGAUCCAGGUUUCCGGGAAGUACAAGGGGUACCUGAAGAAGGUGGUCUUUGUGACAGACAAGGGCCGCUAUCUGACUUUUGGGAAAGACAGCGGCACAAGUUUCAAUGCUGUCCCCUUGCACCCCAACACCGUGCUCCGCUUCAUCAGUGGCCGGUCUGGUUCCGUCAUUGAUGCCAUUGGCCUGCACUGGGAUGUUUACCCCAGUAUCUGCAGCAGCUGCUGAGUCCCCUCUCCUUGGCAGGGACACUGUGAUGAGGAGUAAGAACUCUUUUAUCACUAACCCCCAUCCAAGUGGCUCAAUAAAAAAAUAUGGUUAAGGCUA
Messenger RNA from Mandrillus leucophaeus (drill), 677 nucleotides. It is a transcript of the gene ZG16, whose product is annotated as zymogen granule protein 16. The coding region runs from base 75 to 578 and encodes 167 amino acids. The record is from RefSeq and is a predicted model, not a curated record. NCBI's taxonomy places the organism in Eukaryota, Metazoa, Chordata, Mammalia, Primates, Cercopithecidae. The transcript has 4 exons.